UUUUAAUUUUGUGUCUGUAUCUUGUAUGUUUUCCUUUGGAUUAUUCCCUUUCCCAUAAUUUUCCAUUCGGGUUCAGUGGGAGAGUGUCGCGAAAAAUAGUCCUCUAAACUGUUAAAUUGAAUAGAAAUAUCAUGUUGGUUAUCAAACGCAUAAAACUGGUACUUUCUUGAAAUCCUGACAACUAUUUUCACUCUAUCAACUUUUGACUAUUUUUCUCCAAAAUCCUGGUAAAACAUGUCCAGUUUGGUAAUGCGAGGGACCACCCUACAUAAACUAUUAAAACCCAUAACAAGAACUCAUGCCAACUGUGUAUAUCCCAUAAUAUUUCAUCGUACAUACUAUACAGUUAAACGCAAAAUCAUAAACGAUGAGAAUUUUUUGUCCAAACAUUUGCAGAACAAAAUCAAAGCUAAAGGACCCAUUACUGUUGCUGACUAUAUGAAAGAUGUGCUACAAAAUCCUGCCAAAGGAUACUAUAUGAACAAAGAUAUGCUUGGAGAGACUGGGGAUUUCAUAACUUCUCCUGAAAUAUCACAGAUAUUUGGUGAAAUGUUGGCAGUAUGGUUUCUGAAUGAAUGCCAAAAAAUGGGCUCACCUAAACCAUUGCACAUUAUUGAACUAGGGCCUGGUAGAGGUACAUUGAGUGCUGAUAUACUUAAAGUUUUUAGUCAUUUCAAGGCACUGCACAAUACAAGUCUUCAUCUAGUAGAAAUUAGUCCUGUUUUGAGCGAAAUACAAAGUAGAACUUUAUGUAUGUCCAGUAACUUGACUCAUAAUCCAAAAUGUUUUCAUUAUAGAGAAGGAAUUUCAAAACAAGGCAUUCCGGUCUACUGGUAUAGACAGUUUAAAGAUGUACCGGAGGCAUUUUCUCUUGUACUCGCCCAUGAAUUUUUCGAUGCAUUGCCCAUUCAUAAGUUUCAUCAAACUUAUGCUGGUUACAAAGAGGUCCUGAUUGAUUUGGAUAAUGGGGAAACUGAUGAAGAUAUUAAAUUCAGGUAUGUUCUUGCUAGGCAAGACACCCCCAUGCUCAAAGUACUUCUCAAACCCGGAGAGGCUAGAGAACAUGUUGAAAUAUCUCCAGAUAGCAUUUUAAUCUAUGCAGACAUUUGUAAAAGGAUCGUUAAAAACGGUGGAGUGUCGCUUAUUUGUGAUUAUGGGCAUAAUGGAACGGGGACUGAUACAUUUAGGGCAUUCAAACAACAUAAACAAGUUGACCCAUUGCUAAAUCCAGGUUCUGCUGAUUUAACUGCAGAUGUAGAUUUUAAUGUUAUUAGAGAGAUUGCAAUCGAAAACGGUGAAAUCAUAUUUCUGGGUCCUGUCAAGCAAAGAAGCUUCUUACACAGAAUUGGCAUUGAGCAUCGGGUAAAAGCUUUGACUGAGAAAAUGUCUGAUAAGAAGCAAAUGGAAAAUUUGAUGGAAAGCUACAACUUUUUGACUGACAACGCAAAAAUGGGGGAGAGAUUUAAAUUUUGCGCUCUGUUGCCUGGAACAAUGAAAAAAAUUCUUGAUCGAUAUCCUGUUGUAGGGUUUUAGUAAUGUUUGUCCCUUGUGAAAUUGUUAUCUGUGAUAUUGUAAAUAAACGUGUUUAUCGUAACUUUCUGUGCUGCACACUAAUAGAUAGGAAAUAUAUUUAUUUUUUAUUCUUGCAUCCUACCAUUGAAUAUUGAAAUGUCCCAAUAGUACUUUUGUAUUUAUUGGUCUGUUUUAGAUUAUUUUUUCCCGAUCUUAAAAGAUACGAACAAACUGGUUCCAAUAGAAAGUUGAACUUGAAGUUCAAGCUAUGAGUAACCCUUAAGCACUAUUAUCAGUAGACCAGAUUGACAUUGUCGAUUCAAUUGGAAAUAUUUAUUCCUUAACCUAAUGCCAUUUUUAUUAAUCCUAUCAAAUGUUCCAUUGGAGCAAUAUAAUUUUAUAAUUAAAAGUUUUCUACAAUACUAAGUACCAGUACCAAAAGGAAGCAGGUCUUUGAAGCAUAAGAUCCCUGCUCUAUCAACAUAGUCUGUAUCAAAAAUAUAUGUUUUAAAGGAUUGUGUACUGUCCAAUUAUUUCAAGAGGGCCAGCCAUUUAUUCAAAACACCACAAUAUGGAACUUUAUACAAGCAGGACAUAGAUACUCAAAAGUGAAAAAUCUACCAUUGAUAUAAAUGCAUGUAAUCUUAACAUUGAAUAUUAUGUAGUAACAAUUUUUUUCCGACCUGCAGUCUUUUAUACAAAUUUUCAAUAAAAAUAAAACAAAAACAAACUGGAAAAAAUAAUAAAUAUAAAUAUAAAUUUAUAUUUUAUCUACCUAUAGGGACACCCGUUGGCCCAGUGUCCAGAUUCCCCGCAGACAUAGCAC
This is a messenger RNA of Ceutorhynchus assimilis (cabbage seed weevil), 2338 nucleotides long. The record is from the annotation of a GenBank genome assembly. Lineage: Eukaryota; Metazoa; Arthropoda; Insecta; Coleoptera; Curculionidae.